Cryptomeria japonica (Japanese cedar) is the source of this 564-nucleotide messenger RNA. RefSeq lists its product as uncharacterized. Gene Ontology annotation, molecular function: nucleic acid binding. The record is from RefSeq and is a predicted model, not a curated record. Gene Ontology annotation, biological process: DNA integration. Lineage: Eukaryota; Viridiplantae; Streptophyta; Pinopsida; Cupressales; Cupressaceae. The coding region runs from base 1 to 564 and encodes 187 amino acids. The transcript has a single exon.
AUGCACAUAUUGAAGGCCAUAGAUUACUUCACCAAAUGGGUUGAAGCCGUUCUGGUGCGGAAGACAACUUCUGAGGUUGUUUGUAAUUUUCUUAAAGAAAAUUUUCUGGUUCGUUCUGGGGUUCCUCUGAAGAUUGUGGCUGAUAAUGCAACCAACUUCUCUUCUACCAAGUUUUCAUUAUUUUGUUAUGAUCAUGGGAUAUCUCUUUCUCACUCUUCGGAUUAUUACCCUGAGGGUAAUGGCCAAGCGGAGUCAAGCAAUAAAAAUCUGAUAAAUAUUAUGAAGAAGCUGGUGAGUGAAAACUUCAAAGACCAGCACAAAAGAUUGUAUGAAGCUCUCUGGGUGGAUCACACAUCUCCAAAAAGAGCCAUAGGGAUGUCAGCCUUUGAACUAGUGUAUGGCAUGGGGGCUCAAGUGUCACUUCCCUUAGAACUUACGACUUCAAAGUUACAAACAAUUAUUGAAGAUGCAUAUUUUCAAAAUUCUUUGGAGAAGAGGAUUAUGCAUUUAAUGAGGAUUGAAGAAGAAAGAGAUAAAUUGGUUGAUCUGAUUAUAGAAAAUUAG